AUGUCAGAUCAAGACAAUCUUCCAAAUGAAUACAGUGUAUUGAGAAGUAUGUUUAAAUAUCACAUCGAUAUAUAUGUUGCAUUGUAUCAGUUAAAAACGGAAAACGAAGAAGAUUUAAACUCGAUUUACAAAAUGAUCAAAACAAACUUGAUUGAUUCAAAGAAAUGCUCUCCUCAAAACAUAAUUAAACAUAUUUCAAAAAUUAUUCCAUAUAAUAAUCGCUAUAUAAAGUCAUACUUGACUCUAAUGAAACUCAUUACUGAUGGCUAUAAUUUAACAGAAGUUAGAGAUAUUCCAAUCACCUGGGCAUUCCUCUUUUAUAAAGAGUAUGGAAUUAAAUUAGAUAAAAAUGCUAAUUUUGAAGAAAUGAAAUUAGAAAAUAUCGAUAUUCAUUCAGAGAAUACGAUUUACAGAGCAAUUAUGUAUAAUGACUUAGAAACAUUCAUUUCAUUCACAGAAAGAGAAGAAUUUGAUAAAAAUCAACAACUUUUUAGUAAAUUAUAUCCAUCUUCUUAUCAAAGAUAUUUAUUACUUGAAUUAUGUUGUUACCAUGGAGCAGUUGAUUGUUUCAAAUUCUUAAGGACCAAAUUUUAUUCAGAAAUAACUGAAACAUGUUUACAAUUCUCAUUUUUAGGAAGAAAUCAAGAGAUAAUGAGUGAAUGUUUGAAAUAUCAAGAACCUGAUUAUAAAUGCAUGGAAUAUGCAAUUAUUUCACACAACAUUGAUUUUGUUACAUUCUUGAUGAAUGAGUACAAUUUAGAGAUCGAAAUAGGUACUUGUGGAUUUUAUAAUAAUCUUGAAUCAUUUUUAGUUUAUUUUGAUCAAACUAAUGAAGUUAACGAAUUCUUUAUUUAUUCUGCGAUGUUUGAUAAUCCAUCUCUUUGCGAAUAUUUCCUUUCACUUGGGGCAAAUGUCAAUGAAUAUAUAUAUGGAGAAACCGCUCUUGAAAUUGCAACAAGAAAUAAUAGUAAAGAGACUGUUGAAUUUCUUAUUAACCAUGGUGCAACAAUCAAUUCUCCAGGAUAUCAUAAUACCCUUCGUGUUGCAGCUCUUAGAAAUAGUAAAGAAACAGCCGAACUUCUUAUUUCAUACGGCGCAAUUAUCGACGCAGAAGAUCAAAAUUUGAACACCCCCCUUCUUAAUGCAGCGGAUUUAAAUAACUCAGAAAUAGUCGAACUUCUUACUUCACAUGGUGCAAAUGUCAAUAAAAAAAUAAAUUAG
Molecule: messenger RNA, 1221 nt
Organism: Trichomonas vaginalis G3
Lineage: Eukaryota; Parabasalia; Trichomonadida; Trichomonadidae
Product: protein of unknown function (DUF3447)
Exons: 1
Coding region: 1-1221 (406 amino acids)
Molecular function (GO): protein binding
Source: RefSeq, a predicted model, not a curated record